Messenger RNA from Wickerhamiella sorbophila, 3024 nucleotides. Its product is annotated as Cytoskeletal signaling protein slm1. NCBI's taxonomy places the organism in Eukaryota, Fungi, Ascomycota, Dipodascomycetes, Dipodascales, Trichomonascaceae. The record is from RefSeq and is a predicted model, not a curated record. The transcript has a single exon. Bases 1 to 3024 code for a protein of 1007 amino acids.
AUGCGUAAAUCGACUUCCGUAAAGACCAUCCCGACUAAUGUCACUACUCCGGCUGCUUUUGAGGAUCCCAAGCUGGCCGUCCAGACUGAACCUUCUAAUCCAUUGAACGAGUUCACUGACCCGUCUUUGCUGCUGGUUCGUAGGUUGGAGCAAUGGAAGACCAACAUCUCGCUGAUUCUUCGCUACGCAGAAUCCCAUGCCUCGUCGCAGGCCAAUCUGACCUCGGGCCUCGAAAAGACCCGCAAAAUUGUUCAGGACCAGCACCCAGCCGGACCUGAGGCUGAGCAGCAAGAAAAGACCGGAAUUGACGGAGUUUUGCAUACCAUCUUUAUUGAAACAGAGGGCCUCUUGAGGGCUAGCGAAAUUGCCGCUACCAACAUCCGCCAGUCGGUCAUCCCGCCUCUCGAAGAACUACUUGCCGAGAUCGACCAGCACCAUCGCGAAAUUAAGGACAAUUCGAUUUCGGCAAUGAAAGACAUUGAGAAGUUGCGAAUCCACACUUUCAAGCAUAUGGAAACUUUAAAUGGGGUAGUAAACUCUGGAGCAAUUCCUACCGAAAACAAGGAUGACCCUUACAUUGUCAGGCGCCAGAUGAUCGGCGUGUUGAAUAGUCAAUUGAGCCGUGAGAACGACCACGCACGUAACGUCGUCGCCAUCCAGACAAACUUUGCCAAAUUCGAGAUCAAGCUUGUGCAAACAAUCCAGAAUAGCCUCAAAGAUUUGGAGAGCAUUCUUACCGAGUAUAAUAAUGCAAGCACUAAUGCUCACCGUGUUGUGGCAGAAACGUAUGCUACUGUUAGCCCUGACCAAGACUGGAGCGUAUUCGAGGAAAGCAACAAAGAUGUUUUCCUCCCUACCACUGGAUUCCAGCGUGACCCAGCAAGGCUUCAGUUCGAUAAUAUGGACCAUAUUUACACCAAGGCUAUAGUCGAGGGACCCCUCAACCGGAAAGCUCGUGUUUUGAGAUCACUUCAGCUUGGUUUCUACGUGCUCACCCCUAGCGGCUUUUUUCAUGGCUUCAAGUCCGAAGACGCUAUCAAGGAUCCUUUGCCUGAAUUGAGUCUUUUUAUUCCCGAGUGUGAUAUUGAGCCUAUGGAUCUCCGUAAUCCUGAUGAAUUCAAGGUCCACGGUAAGGACCGAAGUUCUAAACUGGGAACUCGCCGUAACUAUGUAUUCAGAACCCUGAAUGCUGGUGAUGCGCAGCUUUGGCAUGAGGCUUUGCUUGAGGUUUCCCACGACAUCACAAAUGCCUCGGUGGCACCUGUGGCACCUGUUCCUGUUGCAGCGUCUUCGCCCAGCCGGGGGUUCGCUUCGGUUACGGGCACAAGUAGCGCAGGUAGCGCUAAAGGCGUUGCUACAGGCAGCGCUGCUGGACGGGCUGCAGGUGCUGCAGGAUUUGCCGGUGCGGCUGGAGCUGUAGGAAUUGCUGCUGCUAGCCGUGAUCGCACCGACUCCAGGCACGCUGCUGGCGUUACUGGCGAACCAGAGAGCGAUGAGACCGAAGUACAAAGCCUCCGGGACCCUAACUCGCAAUUCUUUUCUGAAGAAGAGAAUGAGCGCAGAUCCCCGUCGCCUCUUGCUGCGACUACUGCAGCUACAACUUUGGGCAUCAGCCCUCGAAUGAGGGCGCAAAGUCCGUUCCAGAGUUACCGUGGUCACAAUGGCGACCACAAUGGCGACCAAUAUGGCGAACCCCACCAUGUUGAGGCUCAUGAUGAUAUCGUGCCGAUGUCUUUGGAAGGUAACAAUGAUAUCCCUUCGCCCGAGCCCUUGGCCCGUAAACUUGAUUUUGAGGGAGAAGCUAAGAAGACUCACGCAUACAGCGCACUGGCGGAUAAUUCGGCUGCGGCUUAUGAGACAAAUGACUUUGUAGAGCCAAAUUACAAGGUCGAUGUCGAGCCCGUGGCUCCUGUAACUGUUGAAACUGCCAAUGCUACAGAAUCUCUUGAGCCUGUUGGAGCAACAGCUGUUGAGAACCAGGAGAUCAAUACCAUUCCAGUUGAAUCUGAGCCCAAUGCCCCAGGCACCACCGAUUAUGUUCCGGCAGUAGGUGAUACGCCCAAAGACUUUGCGGAUGAUCAGUCUCCCGGGCCAGAGCCAGAUAGGUCUACUACAAAUGCCACGCCAUUAGGUGAAGUCGAUUAUGACGUCGCCAAGGCGGUUGGAAUUGCUGAUGCGGCCGGCUCUGGUGUAUCCAACGAGACUGGAUUUGCAGAGCAGAAGGAUAUUCUGUCUGCUCAAGGAUACGGUGUUAGUGGUUUGGGAACCCAGCACAAGACUUUGGAAGACGAUGAUUUGCAGAAAGAAGCUACGAUCCGGGCCAAAGAGAGCACUCAUCAGACUAGUGAGCUCACUGGCCACAUUGAUGGAGAAUCCACAACGGUCUUUACCGAGUCUGGUGAGCCCGUUGUAGUGGGCAAGAGUUGUGAGAACCUGAGUGGCCCGUAUUUCUCCGAGCCGGCCGGCGAUCCCAUUUUUGCUGGAGCUGGAACUCAGGCACGAACAGAAGCUAGCAAAACAGUUCACAAUGAAUCUUCUUACCAACCAGCCGAGCUUAGCGCCAAGGAGGUGUUUGCCGCCGGACCAGAAGCUAGCGAGACAGCACCGAAAGUGUUUUCUUCCGAAGCAGCCCAAAUGAGCGCCAAGGAGGUGUUUGCUGCCGGACCAGAAGCCAGCGAAACAGCUCCAAAAGUGCCUUCUUCGGAACCAGCCCAAGUGAGCGCCAAGGAUGAACUGGUUGCCGCAGGGGCUAUUCCAGCCAAAGAACCUGCUGAGGUGACUGCUUCUGACUCGGUUCCUGUACAAGCUGCAAAGACUGCAACGGCCACUACCCCCGCGGCUGUGCCCAGUGGACCUUCAGCGCCGCCUGCCUACAACAAAGAUCUGGAAGCGCCGGCCGCUCUGAAGAAAACUGAAACAACCACUUCGAGUGCCAGUACGACCAAGUCGAAACGCUUCAGCAAGCGAUUCAUGUCGAAACUCAAGCACGGGUUCAGACACCAUGAAAAGGCUGCGGAUGUAUAA